AGCUUUCCUGAAGGGAACACCAUCCUCAUAUAAACUUAGACGAGAGAGAGAGAGCUCUUUGGCUUUUGGUGUGUUGUUGUGAGGUGAGGGUGGAUGCAACACAAGCUCAUUUGUACAGAUACUAGUGUUACUGUGGCUGCUCAUGGACUUGAAUUUGCAAAUUCCACAGAGGAAUACACAUUUUACAGUAACACCAAUCCCACAGAGGAAUACACAUUUUACAGUAACACCAAUCCCACAGAGGAAUACACAUUUUACAGUAACACCAAUCCCACAGAGGAAUACACAUUUUACAGUAAUACCAAUCCCACAGAGGAAUACACAUUUUACAGUAACACCAAUCCCACAGAGGAAUACACAUUUUACAGUAACACCAAUCCCACAGAGGCAUACACAUUUUACAGUAACACCAAUCUCACAGAGGAAUACACAUUUUACAGUAACACCAAUCCCACAGAGGAAUACACAUUUUACAGUAACACCAAUCCCACAGAGGAAUACACAUUUUACAGUAACACCAAUCCCCAUAUGUGAAAAAGAAGCAGGCUGUCGAUUUGUGUACAGUCAAUACAUUCAGAAUAUUCAGUAGACAAGUUGGGAGCUAAACCAAGCAUUCCAAGAUCGUCUGCAGUUUACUUAAGACCAAGCCCUUUGGUCCCAUAUGUAUUUUUCUCAUGCAGUUGAUAAAAAUGUAUUUUUUACCCAUGGGACAGUCAGUCAAUUGUUGUGACUCCCAUCAGUGGGAUUGUAAUUUCAUAUAAUCUUUAUGCAAUUGGAACGGUUUGUAUAAUGUAUGACUGACCAUUUUCCUUAUUUGUGCUGGAUCUUGGCCAAUGCUUUCUGUGGGUUAUUGUGUGUAAUAAUUUAAUGUUUGCGGACAUCUAUGAAUAUUCAAUUCACUUGUGUGAUGAAUAAUGUGACAGGGCUUGCCAAUUUGUAACAGUUGGUAUAAUAACCAGUAGGAGAACAAAAUAGCUAAAAUCUGCUUUUGGGGUUACUAGGGUACUUUUGGCACAUUAGUAAUUGUCUAUGGCCUGUAACAAAAACCUGCACAGCAUGCUAUUUCCACUUGGUCAUGUGGUAAACCUAGGCCAUAGUCCAAAAUUCCCCAUAAAUCAAACCGAGAUCUAGAAAAACAGUUGAUUGGAAACAAUGAGGCUUCUGAUAAUGGUCCAUUUGACACAGCAAUAUUCCCCUUCGCCUGUCUGCCGUUUGUUUUUGUCUUUUUGCUCGAUCAUCAUUGGCAGAGCUUUUGUAUUGUCAGCCACAAAGGCUAACAAACUCUGGAAGGCCCUAUGCGCGCGGCUUGCGUGGGAUCAGGCCAGCAGGAGAUUUGUGGGGGUCUAUUUCGCAGCCGGCAGGGGCCGGGCAGCCUUUAGUCUAGCAUGAGACAGCCAAGGGUGAGCACCCGAGUUUUCACACACUAAAGGUGUUGAAGGGGAGAACGCACUCCGGGGAUAACACCAACCGAGACAGCGGGAGAGCGACAACCACCACCAUGCACCAGACCAGUUACAUGCACGAGGUGCGCAAGGAGAAGUAUGAGCGCUCCGAUGUCUUCGAGGAGCCCUACGGCCCUGACGCGUCGGCGGGCGCCUCGGCCAUCCAGGGCUGGGAGAGCCUGCAGGAACUCAACAGCCGUUUCGCCCGCUACAUCAACCGGGCACGCGUGCUGGAGCAGCGCAAUGCCGUGUUCCGGAAGCAGCUAGAGACGCUGCAGCGGAUGGAGGAGGCUAGCGGGCUCGAGGAGGCCUUUACCGAACAGAUCGGCCUGAACCAGCAGCGCAUCCGCGAGCUCUCCGCUGACCGUGCCAAGCUUGAGCGAGAGCUGAAGGACUCAUGCCGCAUGCUGGACGAGUUCACCAACAAAUACAGAAAUGAAUGUGAGUAUCAAGAACAGCUGCGGGGUACAUUGGAACAACUCAACAAGGAAGCUGACUAUGCCCUGUUGAGGAACCUGGAGUUUCAGAUCCACUCCCAGUUCCUUCAGGACGACAUCAACUCCACCAAAGACAGACACAGGAAGAACCUGGCAGAGAUCCAGACCUACGUGAACAUCCUGCAUCAGAUCAACCAGACAAUAACCCUGGUGCCCAACGUGGCCGUGGGCAUCUCUGAGGAGCAGGAAAAGCAGCUGGCCCAGAGGAGAGUUCCAGCCCUGCAAAGCCAGCUGGAGGAGUACAAGAGCGCCCUCUGCCAGCUCCAGGCACAGAAGCUGCAUCUGCAGACCGAGACGUCAGUGAUGGAGAAUUCCAUCAAGAGCACCCAGGAGAGCUAUGACGAUGAGAUCCAGCUGUACAACGAGCAAAUUGAGUCUCUGAGGAAGGACAUUGAGGAGGCCGAGAGGUCCCUGGAGAAAUACACCAACGAGUGCCGCCACCUGGCCAUGUACCAGAUCUCCCUGGAGAAUGAGCUGGAGAGGUACAAGAGGAUCAUUGAGAAUGAGGACAACAGGUUGAAUUCAGCGAUAAUUGGGACUCCCAUUACCUUGUUCACCACCAAUUACCGCUUUACCCACACACCCACCGUGUCGAGCAGGGGCAGAGACAUCACCCAAGCCAUCCAGGACAUCAGCAGUGUCAAGCCUCGCCAGAAGAACCUGGCCAAGAAGGUCAUGAAGAAGAAGGAGAUCAGUCCCAAAGACGUGAUGGACAGUGGCCAGGACGAAAGAGUCGUUGGAGCUGAACACAUGGAGGAUGAGAAGCGAGGGAUGGCGGAGGAGGAGGACGAGGUGAAUAGGGAGAAGCAGAGUUCGCUGUACACAGGUGUCCCUCCCCAGGACGUCCCAGACGGAGCUCAGAUCAGCAAGGCCUUCGACACGCUCUGUAACAUCGUCAGAGACCGCAUGAGGAAGUAUAAGAAGCCAGAGCCAAUCGCUGACUUCUACACUAAGGGGCGCUAUGUGCUGGUGACGGGUGAUGGCAGCUACCCCCACCCCCAUUUUUACACCUCCAGCCCCUCCGCUGGACACGUCUUUGUCACCAUCUGCGACGGCAUGGUCUCCCCUUAUGACCCCUUCAGCCCAUACACCCCCUCCCCUGACCCCCCUCAUCCACAGCCCAUGCCACCCCCUUGCCCCUGUAUCCCCACCCCACCUUCCGACGGAGAGGGUGGCAAGGGUGACGAUAAGGGCGGAAAAGGUGGUGGGAAGGGGAAAUCUAGGGACGUAGAUCCUACUCCCCCCCCACAGCCCAACCCUGCCCCAGCUCCAGGCCCUGACCCCAAAGACCCCAAAUGCCCCAGCAAUCCCUCCGGACCCAAGGGGGGUAAAGAUGACAGUCGCCGCAGGGGCCUUCCUCCCAUGCCCUCCCCCCGUGGCGCUAGCAGCAUGCCCCCUGACUCCAUGAGCUACGAGAAGGUGGAGAUGGUGGAGUCAGUGGAAAAGUUCUCCAACGACCGCAAGACCAAGGGCUAUGAGGAGACGGCCAUGGUGGUGGAGACCAUGAUUGAGAAGACCAGCAAGAAGAAGCACUGAGUCUGAGGAGAUUGACUUCGACCAAAAGAGCUGGACAGGCUCCUCACAAGUUCCACCUCACCUUAUGCCAGCAAGAACAAACAAUGAGACCAAUAUGAGUCUCUGCUAAAGACAUUCUAAAAACACUGUUCAACCGUGAAUGAGACCAACUGCUAAGAGCCAGUCCUCACAUAGGAAACUGCUAAAGACUCCUUCCACAUUCCUGAUACUGCUCCUCUAUUCACUCACGCUCUCUGGCUUUGUGUUCAGCAAGAGUUAGCUGGUUCCAUAAUGCUGCUGUUGUUGUUUCUACCUACGCCAAUACCUUAUGCCUUUACUGUCUGAAAACUCAAAGUACCAACAUCGAAACAACAGCACAAGCCUCCUCGUCCCCCCCAAAAUAUAAAGUGAAUAAAAACAUGACUUUGAUGUGUGAAAAAAAUGGAUUACAUGCUACUGCCCUCAUGGAUGUUUGCCACCCUUCCAAAUCAAACCUUGCCCCAAACCUCCACCCAAGACUUAAUUUGUUCAAUUGGAUGCCAUUGACCGCCCUCAACACAGUCUUGCUGUGUAUAAAACUGCUUUAAUAA
Salvelinus namaycush (lake trout) is the source of this 4044-nucleotide messenger RNA. RefSeq names its product filensin. NCBI's taxonomy places the organism in Eukaryota, Metazoa, Chordata, Actinopteri, Salmoniformes, Salmonidae. The coding region runs from base 1499 to 3475 and encodes 658 amino acids. Gene Ontology annotation, biological process: lens fiber cell development. The transcript has 8 exons. Gene Ontology annotation, molecular function: structural constituent of eye lens. The record is from RefSeq and is a predicted model, not a curated record. Gene Ontology annotation, cellular component: cytoplasm; intermediate filament.